Messenger RNA from Erigeron canadensis, 1705 nucleotides. Its product is annotated as EID1-like F-box protein 3. The record is from RefSeq and is a predicted model, not a curated record. The transcript has a single exon. The coding region runs from base 42 to 950 and encodes 302 amino acids. Lineage: Eukaryota; Viridiplantae; Streptophyta; Magnoliopsida; Asterales; Asteraceae.
CUUAAUUUCCGUAGGUUAUUUGUCAAAAAAAAAAAAAAAAUAUGAGUGCAAAUCAAAGAGUGAGGCUGAAUCAUUCAGUCAGCAAUGGAUCUGGUUCAUACGAACCGGAUUUUUUUAAUGAAAGAGUGCUUUUAUUAGUUAUGGAAUCGAUGAAAUGGGAUGUGCAAGUGCUGUGUCAGACAGCCGCCGUAUGCAGGCGGCUACGGGCCAUGGCUAAACGGCUGUUGUGGCGCGGACUUUGUUUGUUCCGCGCCCCACGGAUAACAGAAUCGUUAUCCAAUGGUGUGCAUAGUAGCCGCAUGAGCGGCGGCUGGCCGGCUUUAGCCAAGCUGUUGUUUUAUUGUGGUGGGUGUGAGUCGACCCGGAAUUUUAUUUUGAGCCGGUCUAAACCGGGCCAUUUUGUGAUAGAGUCCCGGUUUUCUAAAACGUCAGGAAAGAGUUUUUUAAUGAAACGGUGUCGUGGGGACUUAUUAUUCGUUAGCGACCCGUGUGAACACAGAGUCAGUGAACGCGAGGAUGAUUUAGGCGUUUUCCGCGGAGUGUUUAGAGGAUUUCGCGAGUCCAGGACACGCGCCUGUUUGAUAGCGAAACAAGUGGCGUUAGAAGAAAGAGAAAGGUGUCCGUAUUGUGGGGCGCGUGUUUGGAGUAUGACGUCAGCUGGUAUGGUUCCGAAGAACGCGGCUAAGCGGCUCGGCUCGCACGAUGGCGCACUCGAGUAUUUUGUAUGUGUAAAUGGUCACCUGCAUGGCACGUGUUGGUUAGCUCCUUUGUCGUCUGACCCUGAUGAAGAAGAAAUCAACGGUGAGGAUGAGGAUGAUGAUGAUGAUAAUGGAUGUGAAAUGGACGGUAGAGAUGGGAGUGCAAAUAGUUCUGGUGGUGAUGAGUUUUAUUAUGAUCCUUCGGUCAGAAAUGGGCGACAUAAUGAUGGCUUUAAUGGUUUCGCGAUUUGAUAUUGUUUUUCAAAGAAAUUGUCGAAAUAGACCUUGCCCAUCCCAAGGUGAAGCCUUAAUUUUGAUCGUACAAUCAGGUAGACCUCGUGGCUUCACAAGACCCAAUUAAAUGGGUACUUUUUGCCAAUAUGGUAUAUUGGUAUGCACACGACAUAUUUUGACAAGUUUGUUGUCGCCACUGUCAUUUUUAUUCACAUUUUUUACAAUUUAAAUGAUGGGAGGCAAUUGUCUUGUCUGAAUACUACAUAACAACUGUUGUAGCACCCGAGUGUUUGCAAUUUGACAUUCAACUUGGUUUUGGUCCAUAUAUUAUAAUUCUUUCUAAAUAAUAUAUGAAGAGAGCUAAGUUUAGAACAGAAUGAAGGUGUUGUGGUCUGAUAUGGUGGUAUGAUACAAGGUAUAUUGGUCAAAUUUUGUGGUGUUUGAUGCAAGAGUAUAUUGGUUAAAUUUCCGGGUGUUUUUUCAAUUGAAGGUUGCUUUUUUAAGUUGUGAGGAACAUGUUGUUUGGGACGUGGUGUUAGUUUCUAUGAGGCUGAGACCGGGGAUUACGAUGCAUUCAAUGUUUUUCAUUUGUACCAUUUUGACUUUUACUAUGUGUUUGACUCUAUGUCUUCGUGUGCUUGUUUUCCUUGUUUUACUCUUUCUAAUUUUUUCAUCCAUCUUGUUAUGUGCUGCUAAUCUGCUACUAUCCAUAUCUGUAUCUCUAUAAAAAAAAAAAACAAGAUUAGAAUAUGGUAGCAUAAAAGUUUAGAGAA